GGCUCCUAUCUCGGCCCGAUGGAGAUUCUUUGUUUAUAAUUUGCAUUUGAAAAAAAGUUAGCUGUCAAAUGGAUUAUUUAAUGCUAUUCUGGCUGUGUUUUUAUAACUCGUGAUUGUUUCGAAAGUUAUUAUAUGAACUUUUCUUAAGUAGUAGUUGUUGAUGGCUGUAGAGGACCUGGAGCCCCUCACCAAAAGUGAGCAGAAGGAUGCACGAGAGGGCGAGACGGAUGGCAAAGACACGGGUGAUUCCCUCAAUGCCCUUUUGACAUCAGCUCUCCAUAAGCAUGCUGCAAAGAAAUUGGCAAAGAAAGUAGGCAAGAAGAAAAAAACAGAAAAUGACCAGGAGGUCAGAAUAGAAAAAGUUGCUGAGAAAAAGAAGAAGGAAAGUAAGUUCUCCAAGGGAAAGAAAUCUGAUGAUGAAUUGGAACUAAGAGAAGUUACAGUCAUAAGGGAAAAGAAAAAAGGAAAGAAGACAGUUCAAGAUGAGGAACGUCUCCAACCACCCGAAGAAGCGGAAGAUGAAACUCUCAAUGAUCUGGAAGCGGGGAAAGAGGAGGAUGACAACAAUGAUGAAGAGGUUCCACGCAAAGAUUCCUGUCCUUCUGGCGCAGAGAUUGAUUCACCAACGAGAGACUACCUCAAAGCUGUCUCUGUGCCCAAGAAGAAAACGGCACGGAAGCCGAGGCGUGUUGUCAAGGAUGAUGGGAAAGUUUUAGGCAUAACAGUGCAUUGCGCAGAUAGGCUCGAGGGAUCGCCUCUGCUGCUGCCUCAUCCAGCUGUCCAGGUGCACAUUUGCAAUGCAGACACGGGUGAUUGGCUACAGAAAUCCAUGCCAGAACGGAAAGUCACUUCCUACUACGAGAGUAACGACGUUGACCACAUUCUCCCCAUCAUGACGCAGCCAUAUGAUUUGCGCAAAGCCAAGAGUCUUCAUUGCCGCUGGGAAGAGCAGCUGAUAUUUAAUGAGCCGAUGGGGCAUUUCACUUCACCCGAGCCACAAGUCAUCGUUUUCUUCCAGAUGAUGGACUUCCCACCCUCAUCUGCCAACACCUCUAAUGUCACGUCCAACCAGACCAGGGGAUCGGCAGCAAGUCGCGGCUUGACGACGUUUGCCUGGGCAUUCCUCAAGGUGCAGGGGGCUAACAACCACUUCAACAUUGGUCAGAGGUUGCGGUUGCAGCUCUUCCGGCCGAGAAAGCAGUCUGGGAUUGGCCUCAAAGACUUACACAGCUGGUGGAAAAGCGGCAGCCGGACCAAAUAUCCAGCCACUCUCUAUGUCACCCUCCAGGAAAUGGUCAUACCGCAGAAUCCUCGGCCAGCUCUGAGAUCCAUGCUUGCCACACAGCAGGAGCAAGGUGGAGGAUCAGUUUUGAUGGAUGUUUUAGAUCAGUCGUCAACAAAUGGAUCAGUUCAUGGACCUUCAAGUACACAUGACAAACUACAAGUCAGUUGGUCACGCAAACCAAACCAGUCCUGUAAGAUCCCAAACCAUGUCAGACACUGCCUCUCCUAUACUGACCAAGGUUGCCUAGUGGUAAAAUUUUCAAACAGUGGACUGAAACUAGCCUGUGGUGCUUACAAGCAGAUUCUUGUAUAUGAUGUUUUAAGUGGGCAGCUUGAACUAAGUUUAUCUGGACAUUUGGGGCUUGUUUAUGAUGCAUCUUGGAGUGACAGUGACGAGUUGUUGCUUACAGCAUCUGCAGAUUCAACAGCGCGUGUUUGGAACACCAAAGCUGAGGAAAGCUGUGGACAUGGCCAGGUUUUAGCUCACCCCUCGUAUGUGUAUACAGCUAGAUUUGUGCCUUCAAGACACCAAGUCAUAGUCACUGGUUGUUAUGAUCAUGUUUUAAGGGUCUGGUGCAGCAGUAAGGGAGGAGGUUAUGGGGUUGUGCAGGAACUAACAAAUCACUUGGGGUUUAUUAAUGCACUCUGUUUCAAUCCAGAAGGAGAUGUGCUGUAUUCAGGGGAUAAGCAAGGCAUAAUUCUAGUCUGGAAGGUCAGUAUACCAAAGAAGGACAAGGGAAAGAAGAAAAUCAAGCCCUUGACUUUUGAACAUGAAGUAAAGAUACCUGACAUUUUAGGAAACACAAUCAAUACCAUAGCUUUUCAUCCAGGAGGUUACCGCUUGCUGGUUCACACAAGGGACAGCCAGAUAAGACUUGUGAAUCAUGUGCAUUGGACUGUAACUCACAGGUUGAGAGGUUUACUGAAUGUACGUGAGCAAAUUCGAGGAUGUGUAAGCCCAUGUGGAACUUGGGUAUUGUCAGGCAGUGAAGAUCAUGGUGUUUAUAUCUGGAACUCAGACACCGGAGAAAUGGUGUCAGCUUUUAUGGAUUUACCUAUUGAUGGAACAAUAUCAUGCAUUGACUAUCAUCCACAUGAACAUAUGGUGGCUUUAUGUUCGUAUUCCAAUGAAGCACCAGUCCUGAUGCUAGAUUAUGAUGAGGACAUGCAGGUCACUAAUACCACAGUCCCACUUGCGGUUCAACCUGCUGGCUCAGUGACUGCACACUCUCCUAUGUUGAGAAGUCCAAGUCCAAGCAUUGUCCCAAGAAAAUUGUCUUCUUCGCCUCAUAGGAAUUACACCUCCACUUCCAUGGACAGAAGUGUAUCUUCUGUGCCACAAUCUGAAGUUCUUCCAUACAAGACCAGGCCUUUAGACCCUAGUUCUUUCCAGCACAAUAAUAUGCACGGUGACGUGCACAACACAGCUCUUGAUCACGAUGCCUCUACUAAAAGGAACACAGUUAACUCUGUUGGAAGUAAAGACCUGUGGAGUGAACAAGGCAAAAGAAUUCUUAGCAAGUUGGACACAGUGCUGAAAAUGGCAAGUGAAAACCCCAUUGGCCUAAAUGACAGCAGUGUUAACCACUAUGGGGAUGAUUUGGUGCCUCUGGGACAGUUGGCUACAGUCUUGUAUGACUACCACAGUGUGGAGCGUGAUGAACUCUCCGUUAAGCAAGGAGAUUAUGUUAUGGUGAUUCAGGAAACCAACAGUGAUUGGUGGCUGGUGCGAACUGCUGACCAAAGACUCACUGGCCUUGUACCAGCUUCAUACCUGCAGCAGCUACAUGGGGGAAUAAGGGUAGACUAUGACGACAUUGAUUGGAUAGAUUCGGGGAAUGUGAUAGCCAUCCCGUCAGAGUGCGGAGAGGUGAGUUUCAUUUCCGACAGUGAGGGAACUCCAAGCAAAGCCAGGGCCAGGAGGCAUAAGGCAAAAAUGGGUGGAGAAACUGCAAAAGUCAUCACUUCUACGCCAAGACCUAAGUAACCACCAAACAAUGAGGGAAAUAAACACAGGUGCCGAUACUGUAGUUUGUGCCUACUGCAGAAAUGUGUACAAUUUUCCAAAUCUAUAUGGAAUUAUAAACUUUUCCUUGUUUAAUUAUUUGUUAUUUGUUUUUAAAAAUGAUAGUUGAAAGAGGUGCUUGAAAAAGGCAUUCCAUUUUAAAACCUGAGAGAGGCAUUGAUUCACUUAUUUAUUUAUUUUAUCAAGAUUAAUUGAUUAUACAUUGUAUAGUAUAUUGUGACAGUUUUAAAGAGGGCAUUUCCUGGGUAUCAAUUCAGUUUUUCUUCUUUUUAUGGAAAUGCAGUCUUGUUCCUGAUUCCCCAGAUAGCUCUGUCUAAGAUAGGUGGGAAGGGGGUAGGAUAAAGAUAGUAGUAACCAUGAGCAGAAAUUAGUCUCCCCCCCUUAUCAAAUACUUGACGAGUUUACUCAUAGGCUUGAAAAGCAUGUAGUAACAUGUAGCAACUGGUGCUUCACAAGAUGCCUUUGGUUAUUUUCUUGUGCCUGGAGGGGGAAAAAUAAGUUAUAGAUUUACAGUGUCCUUGAAACUGUGCCUCUGAGUUAGUUAAGGUGUUGACAGUGGUGUGCUCUGACGACAACCAAAGUCUUUAUGUGUAAUUUUAUACCGUCCAUUAUAUAGGUGCCAUUACUGCUGGAAAGUUUUAUGAUCUUUUUGUCUGAAUACAAUUUCUUGGCCAUGAAACAAACUGACAAAAACAAACAAACACACACACAUGCGCGCACACACACUCACACUCUCGCU
Penaeus vannamei (Pacific white shrimp) is the source of this 4049-nucleotide messenger RNA. Its product is annotated as jouberin. NCBI's taxonomy places the organism in Eukaryota, Metazoa, Arthropoda, Malacostraca, Decapoda, Penaeidae. Gene Ontology annotation, cellular component: ciliary basal body. Gene Ontology annotation, molecular function: protein binding. Gene Ontology annotation, biological process: motile cilium assembly. The record is from RefSeq and is a predicted model, not a curated record.